ACAGGACCAGCAUUGACGCCACGGAUAGUGCCCCGCUGUUAUCAGACCAUCUCGCCCGUCGCGGGCCUUGAUGCUGCGCGCACCUGUGCGUUGAGGCGCGCCGAAGCUUUCCAGUGUCAGUCGCCGUCAUGCGGCUGCGGCGGGGCUCGCUGCGCGGCAGCGGGGCGCGCGCGGGCGGUGACACGGCGCGGUACCUGGUGAACUCGCUGGCGGUGGCGUUCGUGGUGUCGCUGCUCUUCCUCUACCGCCUGCAGCGCCAGGAGCGCCGCGAGCAGGCCGACCUGCAGCGCGCUGAGCAGCAGCAGCAGCACCCCGUGCUCGAGGGUAGCGCGGGGGCGGACGGCGCGGGUGCAGUGAGCGGCGGUGGCGGGGGGCCGGGGGGGUUAAGCGCGAGUAGCAGCGGGGUGGAUAGCGGUGGGGGCGAGGGUGCGAGUGGGCGAGGUGACGGGGCGGGCGAGAGCGACGCAGGAGGGCGCGAGGGGGGCGGGGGGGGUGAGGGCGAUGGCGCUGGUGGCGCUGGUGGCGCUGGUGGCGCUGGUGACGCUGGUGGCGCUGGUGGCGCUGGGGGGGCGGAGUCUGCGAGCGGCGAGGGGAGGGGGAAGGAUGAGGAGGACGAUGAGAGGGGUGAGAAGGGGGACGGGGACGGGGAAGCCGCGGAUGCCUUUGGGGGAGAAGUGGAGGCAGGGGGGGGUGCGAGCACCAAGGUGACGUCAGCUGGUAGUGAUGUUGGUGGCAAUGGCGAUGGUGGUGGUGGCAGGAGUGGGAAGGAAGAGAGCGAGGUAGAGGAAGACAGAGACACAGAGAGUGCGGCAGAGAGGAGUGCGGCUGAGAGCGAGCGCAGUGAGGGCAGUGGGGACGAUGGAGGAAGGAGUGCGGAGAGGGGGGGGCUGGAGGACGGUGAGGAGGGCGACAAGGGCGGCGCGGCGAGCAAAGCCGAUGGGGACAGCGCUAAGAGCACGGCAAGGGCUGAUGACAACAGCGAUGGCGGCGAUGGGGCGGGGCAGGGCACUGACGACGAGGCGGCGAGGGGCGGUGCUGGCGAGGGGGAAGGCAAGGAUGGGGGGGGGGCUAAGAAGGGGACAGAGGAGGAGAGCGAGACAGAAUCCGCGGCGGCGAGGGGAGGGGAGGGGAGCAAGGAGGAGGAGAAUGACAAUGAGAGCGGUGCAGCGAGGGAGGGUGGUGAUGCGGCGGCUGCUGGAGGUGAGGCGGGAACAGCAACAGGCGUGGCGGCACAGCAAGGCACGGCUGAGAGGGCGGACGACGAGGGCGAUGGUGAGAGUGCCAUUGUGAGGGGCGGUGAGAGGGGCGAGAGUGAGGCAGAAGACGCGGGUGAUGCAGUGGAGGAGGGGGGAGUGAAGGCGAGGAAGAAGCCUUUGAGCAAGAAGAGCAAGAAGGGCAAGAAGAAGGGGAAGAAGCGAAAAAAGAAGAGAAGCAAGAAGGCAAAGGCUAAGGUUGCUGAUGAGUAGUGUUGUUUUGCAUAGUGCAUGCUCUCAGAAUAACGCAAUGACUAGAAUGAGACAGGCAGGUUUUGUGCUAUGGUGCUGUACUCUCUAAAAGCAUGCACCUAUCGAGCCAAUAACAAUAUAUAAAUAUGUUGACACUGUUGUGAUAUAAUUGAUACUUAGCAUUUCUGUA
Closterium sp. NIES-67 is the source of this 1635-nucleotide messenger RNA. The record is from the annotation of a GenBank genome assembly. NCBI's taxonomy places the organism in Eukaryota, Viridiplantae, Streptophyta, Zygnematophyceae, Desmidiales, Closteriaceae.